GACUGUGGUUUGUCUGACCUACACUGCUACAAAAGCACAAAUACAGUAACAGUCAAAAGUGUGGAGACACUUGCUCAUGCAGUUGAAUGGAAAGAUGUGUCCAAACUUUUGACUUUUUACAAAUAUGAAAAUUAAAAUUACUGAAUUCUGAUGCAUUCAUUUUUAUUUCAAUAGAAAAACUUUUUCCCCCAAAAAAAUCAAAAUUAUUGUAAUGAUUACUGCUUGGUUUACUGUCUUAAUAAUACAAGACAGUACGCAACAUUUUUAAGUAAAGCUAAGUAGGCAUCAGGCAGUAGAGGUCGCUGUCAAUUUUUACCAUGUACUCCAUAAACCGCCAGGCGCCAUCUUUAUUUUGGUCAAGUGACGUCUAAUUUUGACGACACGCUGUUCUUUUCUAUGAUUGGUUGAAAGAGUCGACGCAAAAGGUCACGUAUAUUUGGCGCUCUUCCUUCACAACUGGUCUGGCGCGGUUUUGAAACAGUCAUACGGAGUCAUGUCUUUUCAACGACAAACUUCCAUAUUUUAGCAAAACACAACUUUAGGACUUCCUCUAUGUGUUCGCACGUUGGAUGGCGACAUGAGGGUGAUGAACGGACCUGUUUUGGGAACUGUUGAGUGGCAAAGUUCGACCGAGUAGUCUAGCUUGUUUUGCUAGCUUAUUGUUUUUCCAGUGUAUUACAUUAUAUGCUAUCAAACAAACAAAUGCCCGCCUCGGCCUGUGGAUGUUUCUUUUGCUGUCGACCCCGGGACGUAAGCUGGACAAGGAGUUGGGAUUGUUUCUUAAGUUUCUAGUGUUUACGGUCCCUCUAAAGUAUGGCUGGUGUGGUGGCAAUGGCAUCUGUCAUAGAGGACUUUGACACCCAGCCUUGCAAGAAAUCUAGCAAAGAUGGUGGCAAUGCUGUUGUCAAAACGAUCACCAGCUACUUCUCCCCUGUGGCCAAAGCUGUAGAGAAACCUUUCUCGCCCCCUCGCUCCAAUAACAUCAUGAACUACUUCAGCCUUGGAGGACUGACCUCCAAAGUGAAGACCAGCCCAUCAGAACAGCCUAAGGAGAUCAAUAAUACGUCUGCAGAGAAACACGUCAGUGCAGAGGUGGCAGUGAAGCAGCCAUCUCUCAAACGGAGAAGGAAAGCCACUAAAGCUGCAAGGAAACUUGUGGAAGUUGAGGCUGUUACCUUGGCCGAUGAUGACAGCUGCUUUAUUGUGGAGGAAUUGCGUGAAAAGAUGAUGUCCGAGAGGGAGGCCAGCAGCUUGUGCGGUGUCCUUGGUAGUGAUACUGCUGUGCUACUGGCCCAACUUAGCUCUGAGACUUGUAAUGGAACCCAAGACACACAAAGAGAUCAUGAACAUCUUGAUGAUGCCUCUUAUAAUGGAAAAAAUACAUCCUCUUCAGUUGUAAAGGACACAUUUGUCAAAAUGCCUUUACGCAAUUCAAGGAAGAGCAAACAAAAGGAGGUAAAUCUUUCUCAAUCCCGGGAGAAAGUGGCGGUCAGUUCUCUCUGUGAGGCCAACAUGGAAGUGGAUGUGAGCAAAGACUCUCAGUUGAACAGUAGCACUGUUAUGGUCUCCUUCGAGGAUUUUGUGCGCAGUCAGAGUGAGGACAAGGGUGCAGAAUAUGCACAGUGUGAGGGAAAUAAAGCACUUAAAGACCCUGGAAUGGACAUCUCCAAAUCUGAAGAGGAAGCUAAGGAGCUGUGUAUGCAAAUCUCCCCUCGAACCAUAACCAUAGAGGCUCAAAUGCACACCGAGGCACCAGGGAAGCCUGCACAAAAGACAUCAUCACUAACCGACACGAGAAAGGGUGCAAGAAGCCCUGUAAAGAAAUCUCAGCCGACAGGUAAGCGGAAAUCAAAUGUUGUUCUUGAAGAGGAUGAUCUUGACUUGGCUGUGCUUGAGAGUGAAUCCACGCCUAAAUGCCCCGAUGCAGAGAAGAGGCAGUUCAUAGCUGCAUUCAGGCAACCCAGUUUGGAUGGGUCUAAAGCAAAGCCGGGCAAGAACCAGGCCAAACAAAAGCAACCCACAGAGAACGAUGUUGAUACAGUCACAACAGAGGGAAGUGAAACCCAUGAAAACAAAAAAAGCCCAAAACAAAUGAAGAAUCCAAAAUCACAAAGAAUAGGCAAGAAGAAGGCAGAGGAGACUUUGACCCCUAAAUCUCAAGACAAUGGACAAGAGCAAGAUGCUUCAAGUCCCCUCUUCCCUGCUGUGAGGAGGUCUAGAAGAGAGGCUGCGGUCAGACAGGCCCCCAAAGCUUCACCAGCACCUGGAGAUGUUUUGAAGGAUUCUGCUGCUUCUUCCAAAGAGACCCUUGUUAAGUUAGCCACUCCUAAAACUCGAAAGUCCAAACAUGGAGUCUACGUAGUGGAGAUGGUUUGUCCUCCGGACUCUAAAGAGAGUCCAAUCAGGAUUAAAUUGACAAGAGUUCAUCAAAAUGUAUGUGGAAGUGGCAAAAACUCUCCACUGACCUCUAAUGCAUCAAAUGACUCAAAAAAGCAGAAGAAGGCAAAGAAACUGGUGGAGAAAGAAAAAGCCGUUCAACAGACUAAGAAAGCUCCUGCUGCUAAGGUCAACACCUUAAGGCGUUCAUCAAGAACCGAGGCCGCCAUGGCAAAGAGUUAUUGUGAAGACGAGGAUUCUGUCAUCUGCCUGGAUGAGGAAGAGACUGCUUCUCCCCAGAAUGGACAACAAAAGAGUAAAACUCAGAAGUCACUACGCAGCCUCAAUGACGUUCUGGGCAAAGCCACUAAAGCUCCUCCAGUUGUGAAAGGCUCCAAGGUUGCCGUGCUGGGCCAAGAGAAGAACACUCGUAAGUUGUCUGUUGUGAGUUCCAUCUUUGAUGAGAACAGCCAAGAGGGUUCGGAAAACUCCCAGGAUGAUGAAGAGUUCAGGGCCCGCAGAGAGUUCCUGAAAAGCGGUUUGCCUGAAUCCUUCAAGAAGCAAAUCGCCAAGGCCUGUGCCACCAAGGAGGCGUAUGCCAUUUCCUGUUCCUCUUUCCAGCCUGUCAUACAUUUGACACAACCGUCCACUGAUUGCCCUCUCUGGCGUCUACCCUGGCCUGAGUCUCCAAAACUCUGUCAUCUCAAAGAGCUUUGCAUCCAAGUGACCAAGCCACCUCCAUCUCUGAGAGGGUCCUUUGCUGUGAAAAACGAACCAGACAUCAGAGUCUUCCAUGAACGAGGCUCUGGCUGGAGGCCUGAGAUGUCAGAAAAUGUUCGCCAGAUUCUUGUGGACGAGGUCAGCGCCUCUAAUCCUCCUUUCCCCUGUAAGACAUGGCUGUCUCGCCUCUUGGCCAGACGUGCCGAUCACAAGCAUCACUCAGAGGCACAAAGCACAAAGUCAUCAGUGGAGCCCGUAGGCGGGAAGAGGAAGAGAAUGGAUGAUGGGGGGUCCACAGUAGCUAAGAAGCAGCGGGCCACCUGUCCAGAAGUUUCUACCCUCAAGCCGGAGCCGCCUGAGAGGGGAGGCCGCACGAGACGAACUCAGAGAGGAGCCAAACUGGAAGCGGGUGCAAGAAAAGACAAGCUUUCACCUGGAACAUCAAACGAUGUUGUGGUUGUGCUUGAUGACUUGUCUGAGGACACCGGGAGAGAAGAGGGAGCAAAAGAGGACGUCUUGUGGACAGAAAAAUACCAGCCGCACCACUCCAGUGAUAUAAUUGGCAACACAUCUUCAGUGCGGUGGCUUCAUAGUUGGCUGAGGCAAUGGAAGCUCCAGGCAGACAGGGAGGAGAGGAAUAAGCAGAAGGAGAAGAAAGAAGAGGAAGGCAGCAAUGACUCUGAAUGGGACUGUGGAGAGGACUCUCCCCUGUUUGCAGAGGACUCUUUGUGCAAUACAGUCCUCAUCACAGGACCUAAAGGGAUAGGCAAGACGGCCACAGUCUAUGCUUGUGCACAGGAGCUGGGCUUUAAGGUAUUUGAGGUGAAUGCUUCCUCUCAGCGGAGUGGCCGUCUCAUCCUUUCCCAGCUGAAGGAGGCCACCCAGUCACAUCAGGUGGACAGCCAGGGUGUCAACGCCCUCAAGCCCACCUACUUCAACAGCUACAAUGCCAGCAACAGCACCGGCAAGCAUGGGUUCUCACCCAGGAAGCUGAACUCUCCUCGCAGGGUCAUCUCCUCUCCUAGAAAACCUCCCCAGUCCCCGAGAGGUGCUAAAAAAGGAGGCCUGGCACCAACAUCUUUAGCUAACUUCUUCAAAAUGGGCCGAACCAGCAAGAAAGAACCGCUGAGUGCCAAUCAGGAUGACCAAAAGGCUUCAACCAAACAAAAUAAAGCACAAGAAGACACCCCUAAAGAAAAAGAGGCCAAAACCAAAUCACCUGCAACUGCCGUAGUGAACAAGAACAACAGUGAGGAGCAGAGCAAGAAGAUGUCUCCCACCUCGCUUAUUCUCUUUGAAGAAGUGGAUGUGAUUUUUGACGAAGACGCUGGCUUUUUUGCCGCCAUCAAGACAUUCAUGAGCACCACCAAAAGGCCGGUCAUCCUCACCACUAGUGAUCCUGCGUUCAGCACCAUGUUUGACGGCAACUUUGAAGAGAUCCAUUUCAAAACACCCUCUUUGCUGGACGUGAGCUGCUACUUGCGCCUGCUGUGUCUGGCCGAGGACACAAGGACAGACCAGCGUGAUGUCAGCGCUCUGCUGCAAAUCAACGGCUGUGACAUCAGGCAGAGCUUGCUGCAACUGCAGUGUUGGAUUCGCAGUGCUGGUGGGCGCCACACAACCACACCGUCACCCGACGCCAACCUUAAUGGAACUGAACAGAAAUCCGAUCUAUGUGGAGAGCAAGCACAUGACCUGACUGUUGCAUCACCGCAACCUCCAUGUGAAAGCGGCUGCGCUGAGAGCCUGCUGGGCCUGCUGAAUAUCCAGCCGGAGGGAGACAUUUGGGAGCUGCUUGGGAGUCAGAAAGAUGUGGCGAAGUGCUGGGAGUUGCUAACAGAGAGCAGUCGACGAGGAGUGAACCUUCUUUACUCCAACAUGGAGAACCUCUUACCUUUACCCUGCACACAGUUGACCCCCGCCUAUAAAUCCCAGCCCCCCUCUGUUACUGUGUCCACCUGCCCUCAGUCUGACACAGCACCUUCCCACGCAAGGCUGUUGGACUCCGCUGAGUCGGCCGAAUGCCCAGGCGACGGAAGUCCAGUUAAAGUGUCCCACAGGAUGAAAAAGAGCAGGAAAAGACGCUGCUUUCCUGACCAGGAUGGAUGCCACUCAGACUCUGACUCAGAGGAGAGUUUCCUCUCUCUCUGCAAGCCGAAGACAGCACCACCUCCUGCUGAGGCAGAAACCAACGCAAGUUUAGUUCCACAAAGGGUGAAACGGGAACCACUGACUCCUGAAGAGCGGCUAAAAAAUCUCCCUGUCUCCAAGUGCCUGGAAUUAAUAAGUGACUUUUUCGACAACAUGUCUGACAUAGACGCCCUGCUUGCUCAUCAUGGGAAUGAUGUCUGUAGGAGAAACCUGCCAGUCAGCGCAGCAGUAAAGGAUGGAAUGACGGACGAAUUGAGAACAGAGAUGGACACACUGAGUUGGGUAUUGGGCGAGCAGGCGUUGGAGAUACAGGCUGCGGCGGAGGAGAUGAGCUUCCGCAAGUGUCAGCUCUCUGCAGCGGAGGCUUCGGGCCAAGUGCAGCAGCUGGAGGUGGCGGAGCAACUGGUCCUCCCUGUGGCUUCUCAUCGGGAAGGAUGCAGCGUCACUCAAGUCAGCCUCUGUCAACCCCAGUUGGUGCAGCAGAGGAGAGAUAUCAUAGAGCGUCUGUUGUUCAGCGGAGCGUUUGGCACUGUGGGCAACAGAUCUGCAGCUGCUGUGGACUACUUGCCAGCCCUACGCACCAUCUGCAGGUCAGAGCAGCUUAAGGAGCAAGGCAAGGUGAAACGAAGGUUUCUUCACUACUUGGACUCCAUCAAUUUGGGUCUCCCUAAGGAUACUCUCUCAUACCUUGCCACAGACUUUUAACAAUCCUCAGUGAAGGCUAUACGCAUGCAUGCUUGUGAACCUUGUAUACACAAUUAAGGGUUUGAAGAUCAAUUGGAAUAAUGCAGAGCUGUGUGUGACUAGUGAACUUGUAGACUCACAUCACUUCUCUCACAUAGGGCUGGUGCCACUUGCGCAUAGGGGGCUUUGAUAGACUUCACUAAAAUAACUAUCUUAUAUUUUUGUACAGUGUUUUAUACUCCUGCAUUUUUGCCACAUUUUUUAUCAAGUAGAAACUACUUUUUAGAGCAAGUGUCAAUCAUUUGUAAGAAUCUAACAUGAAAAAUAACAUUUGUGUAAAUUGGUGUUGACCACAUAAAGUAUUUAGGUAGGAAUGGCAGUCUUUUGACGCCCACAUGACAUUUUCACAUACUCACAUUUUUUAAUGUAAAUAUAUAUGUAUAUAUUUCUUAAAUUUGUACACAUUCACUUUGGGGCUUUGUGGUGAC
This is a messenger RNA of Doryrhamphus excisus (bluestripe pipefish), 6419 nucleotides long. The record is from RefSeq and is a predicted model, not a curated record. Lineage: Eukaryota; Metazoa; Chordata; Actinopteri; Syngnathiformes; Syngnathidae.